Molecule: messenger RNA, 2232 nt
Organism: Capsicum annuum
Lineage: Eukaryota; Viridiplantae; Streptophyta; Magnoliopsida; Solanales; Solanaceae
Product: probable beta-1,3-galactosyltransferase 2
Exons: 11
Coding region: 690-1919 (409 amino acids)
Cellular component (GO): Golgi membrane
Molecular function (GO): hexosyltransferase activity
Source: RefSeq, a predicted model, not a curated record
AUUCCCACGCACACAAAAAAAAAAAUUAAAAAAACAGUUUUUUAAUUAUUACAGUUACAAACAUUUUUACCAGCUAGCUCACCGACAAUGUCAUCUCUCUCUCUUUGACAGAAAGAGAAACAGGUGUCCACCAUUAAAAGAAUAAUAAGAAAAUAGUUCUCUUCUUACUUUGAAAAAAGAGAAACAGGAUGGAUUCCUGAACUAAGUGCUGUAUUGUGUGUGGGUCUUGUUUUCAUCAAAUUCCACAUACUUCCCAAUACUUUCUUCUUUUAUUUCACCCCAGCUACCGCUUCUCCCAUGUGAAAAUAGAAACCCCCUUUGCACAGAAAGUAGAAAAAAAGGAAUCUUUUUUAAUAUUCUUGAAAUCUUGAAACUGCUUUUGGGGUUCUUGAUUUGGGUUUGAAUUGCUAUUUUUAGUAAUCUUGAGAUUGAUAUUGCUUUGGGGGUUCUUGCUUUUGGGUUUGAAUUGGCUAUUUUUAGUCAUCUUGAGAUUGGGAGUUCUUGUUUUUGAGUUUGAAUUUGAUUUUUUUAGUAAUAUUGAGAUUGGGAGUUCUUGUUUUUGAGUUUGAAUUGAUUUUUUUUUAAAUAAUCUUGAGAUUGAUAUUGCUUGGGGGUUCUUGAUUUUGGGUUUGUUGACUUGGGGAGUGAAAUGGAUGUUGUUUGAAUUUAGCUAUUAAUUGGUUUAAGCAAUGAAGAACACAAUGAAUUUGAAGAGUAGAGGAGGUGAAUCAGCUGGAAGAGGUGUUUUUUCUAGGAAAUUGACUGUUCUUCUAUGUAUUGUAUGUUUCUGUGCUGGGAUGCUCUUCACUGACAGGAUGUGGACAGUGCCAGAAGCUAAAGGCAUAGCAAGGACAACACAGAUUGAUGAUCAGAAGCUAGGGGUAGUUUCCGAGGACUGUGAUCCUACUAAUAAGGACGUGAAAAGUGAAUCCAAAGAUAUUUUCGGGGAAGUUACUAAAACACAUCAUGCUAUACAAACCCUGGAUAAAACAGUUUCAAACCUAGAGAUGGAACUAGCUGCAGCAAGGUCUUUGCAAGAUUCUAUACUGAGUGGUUCUCCGAUAACGGAAGACAUAAAGAUCCCCGAAUUGGCCAAGAAGAGGAAAUAUCUAAUGGUCAUAGGGAUAAACACUGCCUUCAACAGCCGAAAGAGAAGAGACUCAGUUCGUGCUACCUGGAUGCCACGAGGUGAUAUGCGAAAGAAGCUAGAGGAAGAAAAGGGCAUUGUAAUUCGUUUUGUCAUAGGUCACAGUGCAACAUCAGGUGGCAUUCUUGAUAGAGCAAUUGAGGCAGAAGACAAGAAGCACGGGGAUUUCUUGAGGCUGGAACACGUUGAGGGAUAUCUUGAAUUAUCUGCCAAGACAAAGACAUAUUUUACUACUGCUGUUGCUCUGUGGGAUGCUGACUACUAUGUUAAAGUUGACGAUGAUGUACAUGUAAAUAUAGGUGCACUGGGAGCAACUCUGGCUAGGCAUCGUUCAAAACCCAGGGUAUACAUUGGGUGCAUGAAAUCCGGUCCCGUCCUUGCUCAGAAGGGAGUGAGAUAUCAUGAGCCUGAGCAUUGGAAAUUUGGUGAGGACGGAAACAGAUAUUUUCGACAUGCAACAGGGCAGCUAUAUGCCAUUUCAAAAGAUUUGGCCACUUAUAUCUCGAUAAAUCAGCAUGUUCUACAUAAGUAUGUUAAUGAGGAUGUCUCGUUGGGGUCAUGGCUCAUUGGAUUGGAUGUGGAACAUAUAGAUGAUAGAAGAUUGUGUUGUGGAACUCCACCUGAUUGUGAGUGGAAAGCUCAAGCAGGCAACAUUUGUGUUGCUUCCUUUGAUUGGAGCUGCAGCGGGAUAUGCAGGUCCGUAGAUAGGAUUAAGGAGGUUCAUCGACGUUGUGGGGAAGGCGAGAAUGCUUUGUGGAAUGCAGUCUUUUGACAAACUGCAGUGUUUCUCCAGUCUCUGGAGGCUCCAAAGUGAUCGAUCACCCGAACACUUGAAAAAGAAAGAUGUAUCCAAGAAUUCGCGGAAGCAUGCACAGCGGGAGAGGAAGGGGGGAUAGUAUAGUAGCAACCAGUUUCAUGUGAGCCAAAAGUGUAAAGAGCCAUUCUUUCUUAGAUGCUUAGAAUAAUAAUACGUAAUUUUUUAGUACUAAUAAGUGUGUUACUUCAGCAAGUACUUUGCUGCUUUUAAUUAUAUGAAGUAUUGAUAUGAAAUUUCCCUUUCUUACAUGAAAACCACAUGUUAUUCA